This is a messenger RNA of Vespa velutina, 3384 nucleotides long. Its product is annotated as rab-like protein 6. NCBI's taxonomy places the organism in Eukaryota, Metazoa, Arthropoda, Insecta, Hymenoptera, Vespidae. Bases 232 to 2340 code for a protein of 702 amino acids. The record is from RefSeq and is a predicted model, not a curated record. Gene Ontology annotation, cellular component: cytosol; nucleus. Gene Ontology annotation, molecular function: GTPase activity; GTP binding. The transcript has 6 exons.
UAUUCUACCGAAAGAAAAUGAUUGUUUCACGAUUUAACAAUCUAUGAUCUUUAUGGUUUAUGGUAGAAAAAAGAAACAGUUUCCAUAUGAUAGCUUGACAGCUGCUUGGAAAGGAAUUUAUAUACAUUUUAUUAUUUAUUUUGUUCAAUUUAUAAUAUGUGAUAUUUAUUAUACAAUUGAUCAAUUUAGAAGACCAUACUUUUUGAUGAAUACAUAAUCAAAAAGAAGAAAAUGUUUUCUGCCUUUAAAAGAUUAGCUGGAAAGUCUGAUGGAGUUAGUAAUGCAUCAGCUAGACCAGCACAUCAAUCCAUGCCAACAACUUUACAAAGAAAAUUUGCUAAAGGAGUACAAUAUAAUAUGAAGAUCAUCAUAAAAGGAGAUAGAAAUGUAGGAAAGACAUGUUUAUUUCAUAGACUUCAAGGUCAAAAAUUUGUUGAAGAAUAUAUACCCACUGAAGAAAUACAAGUGGCUAGUAUUCAGUGGAAUUAUAAAGCUACAGAUGAUAUAGUAAAAGUUGAAGUGUGGGAUGUUGUGGAUCGUGGAAGACGAAGAAGAAAAUUGGAAGGUUUAAAAAUGGAUAAUUCUACUACUGAAAGUAUUAUUGAAGAGCCUGCUUUAGAUGCAGAAUUCCUUGAUGUUUAUAAAGGGACCAAUGGUGUUAUUAUUAUGAUGGAUAUAACCAAAACUUGGACAUUUGAUUAUGUUCAACGUGAACUUCCAAAAAUUCCUAGCCAUAUACCUGUUAUAGUUUUAGGCAAUCAUUGUGAUAUGUCUCAUCAUAGAACAGUUACAAUAGAUCAUAUAACAUAUUUUAUUGAUUCAUUGCACAGACCAUCUGCACAAAUAAGAUAUGCAGAAUCAUCAAUGAGAAAUGGUUUUGGAUUAAAACUUUUGCACAAGUUUUUUAAUCUUCCUUUUCUUCAAUUACAAAGAGAAACUUUAUUAAAACAGCUUGAAACUAAUGAAGAAGAAACUCAUUUGACGGUACAAGAACUUGAUCUUUUCCAAGAUAGUGAUGACGCAGAUUAUAAUAAAUUUUUAGACAAUCUUGUGAACAGAAGAAGAGCUCUCGCUGAUUCAGUGUCUGCUAGUAUUCUAGUGCCCAAUGUUACUUCGUCUCUGACUAGUCAUCGUGUCACACCUUCCAAUGGUAUUAUAACUUCAAAUACUGAAGUACGGCGGUCAGUAUCAAUGCCUGGCCCAAUUGGUGGUGGGAUUCCUAUACCUGUAAAAAAUUUAGAAAUAAAAUCGCCACCAAAAAAGGAAAAUUUAGUAAAUAAUACUUCAGAGAGUUCUAUUGUAUCAAUGAAAAAUACACAAUCCAUAUCAAGUUUACCUAAUGCACAAAAUAUUUCUAAACCAGACACUUCUAAAGUAAAUGAAUCUGCACAUGAUAAUUUAGAAUGGAAAGAUUGUACAGGAAAAUCACAAUCUUUAAUGUCUAAAAUCUUUGGAAAUAAAAAAGAAAGUGAAACAGAGAGGCUGUCUAACAUUAGCACUCUUAAUUUGAACAAGCCAUUAACCAGUGUUGAAGACUUUGUACCAGAUGAUGGACUUUUAGACAGAUCUUUUUUAGAAGAUAAUAAUCAGGCGUCUCUUCAAAAAAUACAACAUGAAGAAUUAGAUUCAGAAAGUGAUGUAGAAACUGCAAAUCCUUUGGUGGCAGAAUAUGAAGAUGAUUUAUCAUCAGCUGACGAAGUGGCAUCUCCUAUACAACCAAAAUUAGCAGAAAAUCCAUUAAAUAAGCAAAAACUGAAACGGGAAUCAAUAUUAAAUAAUACAGAACUGAAUUCUGAAACACAAAGACAAAUUAAUAAACGUGAUUCUAUCUCAUCUAUAGAACAAGAAAUUCACAUUUCAAAUAACAUAAAAAUUAAUGAACAGCCUGAUGUAUAUCCUGAUGCAUUUGAUAGUUGGUUGCAAUGUGAUUCUAAAUGGCGGCAAAGUCCAGAAGGUGGUGAAGAUGUAAUUUGUAAUAGUACGAGGAGAGAUAAAUUGGAAUUAAGUGAUAAAAGUUUAGAUGUUAGUGUUACAAGUUCUAAUGUUCAUUUAGAAUUACUUGACAAUAUUAGCAUGCAACAUAUAAGUUCUAAUGGUAGUAGUCCUAUAAUGAAAGAAAAGAAGAAACAUAAGGAAAAGGUAGAUGAAAAAGAGAAAAGAAGGAAAAAGAAAUCUAAAGAUAAGGAAAGAGAUAAAGAGAAGAUAGAUAAAAGUGAAAAAAAGAAAAAGCGUUCUGUUCAUAGAUCAAGAGAUGAAAAUAGACGACGUGAUGAAUUGGAAGAAUUUUUAAAUGGUCCCCCAAUGAGAAUUGGAGUUGAUAUUGCUUAUGAAGCGAUAUAGUAUUAAUAAUAAAUAAAUAAAUAAAUAAAUAUAUAUAUAUAUAUAUAUAUAUAUAUAUAUUCUUUGUAUCUAUAAUAAUCUAUCAUGUUUUUGUGCAUGAAUACACAUCAAUUUGAUGUAAAAUACGGUACAUCAAUUGGCAAAAAAGGCAGUCUUUAAACAUCAAUAAAUUUUAAAAUAAUAAUUAAAUUUAUGUAAAUUGUAUUAAAAAACAUAUAAAAAAUCACUGUUAAGAUUGUAAAUAGUACAGAUUCAGUCAUUAAUAACUAAUUGCUAUUAAAGUUCAAGAUUAAUUUAUACAAAAAAUUUUUUUUGUACUUUUCUUUUUAAUAAUUGAAUUUUAAUACAUUAAAAUAAAUAUUAAAUAAGUAAAUGUAAUAAAUUGAUUAUAUGUUAAUAUUAUAUUCCUUUAUCAAGCAAAAGUGUUAAGAUUGUCUUAUUAACUUAUAUUUUAAAUUGUUAUUAUUUAGUCCUUUUUAUAUUAAAUAAUUUUUAUAAUUGUCAUUCAAUUAAUAUUGUGAAUAUAAAAGUAUCUGUGAUUUUUGCGUGGCAAAAUUAUCUGUUUUAUUUGUGAGUUUGAAAUAUACAAUAAAAUAUUUUACUAUUUGACAAUAAAUUUGUUGCUGUACGAUUUUACUUAUAUUUAUACAUGAUGAAACGUAUAUGUAUAUCUAUACUUAUAAAAACAAAGUAAUUCUGCAUGUUAUGACUUCUUAUAUUAAUAAAUGUAACAUAAUUUAAAGAUAAAUGAAUCUAUAUAAUUCAAGUAUUACAUAUGUGUAUAUAUAUAUAUUUCCUAUCUUAUAUUUUAGAUAUAUCUUUUCAUUUAUAAUAAAACAGGUAUUGUUUUUUAUACAAAUCAGUUUGAUCUGAAGUCUGAACUUUCUUAGGUAAUGUAAAAAGAUUGUUAACCCUGUGUCUCUGCUGUUACUAGUUGAUACUUGAAUAGCAUGACGAGUCAUGGAGGCACUUGUGUUCCGUGCUUGUUAAAAGAACAUUUUCGCAAUUUACGAUUGAAUUGUGUAUAAAAAAUAGUAAAAUAAA